CGUCGCAAAAAAUUGCAUUUCGGCAUCGCGCAGCGCGCUGAGAGUUGCCGACUGCGGAGUUGCGUUAGACCGCGAGCGAAAGAGGGGAAGAAAGAGACGGACAGACAGAGAAACAAUAAAGAAAGGAAAGAGAAAAGAGCGUAAAAACGGUGGAAAACAGAAAAGAGGAGAGAGACAGCCAGAGAAGAAAAGAAAGACAGAGAGGGAGAGGGACCGAUAGAAAAGCGCGGCGACUAUCAGCGUUUGUGCGAACUUCUGUGCGGUAUCGCGCAUUCGCGUGUCACCGUUAGUUACCACCGGUGGCAUUUCCGUCUCGUCUCCGUUUUUCCUUUCUCCUUUCAUUUCCGUCGCGCCGGAUACGCGCGCGAUACGCGCUGGGGACCGCUGCGCCGGAGUGCUUACAGUGCCGAUCAGUGCCGAUCGUCUCCUUCCCGCUGCGGAUCCGGAACCGGCUGUGAGAUACACGCUCGGCAACCAUGGCCAGUGUCUCCUAUCAAAUCGCGAACCUGCUGGAGAAGAUGACGUCCAGCGACAAGGAUUUCAGAUUCAUGGCCACUAAUGAUCUGAUGAGCGAGCUCCAAAAGGAUAGCAUCAAGCUGGACGAUGACUCGGAGCGCAAAGUUGUAAAAAUGCUUCUUAAGUUAUUGGAGGACAAGAAUGGUGAAGUGCAGAAUCUCGCUGUCAAAUGUCUGGGUCCGUUAGUCAAUAAAGUAAAGGACUAUCAAGUGGAAACUAUUGUGGAUGCUCUGUGCACUAACAUGGUAUCGGACAAAGAGCAGCUGCGGGACAUUUCCAGCAUUGGCUUGAAGACUGUUAUUUCCGAGCUUCCUGUGGGUUGUAGUGCGUUAGUCGCAAGCGUUUGUAGACGCAUCACAGGCAAAUUAAGCAGUGCUAUCGAAAAGCAAGAGGACGUAUCUGUACAACUCGAAGCUCUCGACAUUGUCGCUGACUUAUUAUCUCGAUUCGGCGGUCUACUAGUCUCAUUUCACUCCACUAUUCUGGCCGCGUUGCUGCCGCAGCUCUCUUCGCCACGGCAGGCGGUUCGCAAACGCACCAUAGUAGCGCUGAGUCACCUCUUAACGUCCAGCAACAAUUAUUUGUACAACAAAUUGCUGGAUCAUUUACUCGAAGGUCUUCAGACUCAAACUGCAAAGAAUGUCAUACGUACCUACAUUCAGUGUAUCGCUUCUAUCUGCCGUCAAGCGGGUCACAGAUUCGGUGAACAAAUUGAACGCGUCAUGCCUUUGAUCGUUCAAUAUAGCAACGAAGACGAUGACGAGUUGAGGGAAUAUUGUCUGCAAGCGUUCGAAUCUUUUGUUUAUAGAUGUCCGAAAGAAAUUACACCACACAUUAACAAAAUAAUAGAGAUUUGCUUAAUAUAUAUCAUGUAUGAUCCAAAUUACAACUACGACGACGAUAUGAAUGACUUCUCCGAUGGUGAUGGCGGUGUGAUGGAAAUCGAGGAAGAUGGAGAAGAAGAUGCGGAAGACGAGUAUUCCGAUGACGAUGACAUGAGUUGGAAGGUUCGUAGAGCAGCUGCAAAGUGUCUGGAGGCUGUUGUAUCUAGUAGGAGAGAAUUGCUGUCCGAGUUUUAUAAAGGAGUCUCGCCUGCAUUAAUUGCCAGAUUUAAAGAGAGGGAAGAGAACGUUAAGUCGGACAUCUUCCACGCAUACAUCGCCUUAUUGAGGCAAACGAGGCCGGCUACCGGCGUGCCGCUCGAUCCUGACGCGAUGGAGGACGACGACGGGCCCGUGUCUCUGUUGCAGCAGCAAGUGCCGUUGAUAGUGAAAGCGGUCCAUCGUCAGAUGAAGGAAAAGAGCAUUAAAACCCGGCAGGACUGUUUCUCCUUGUUGAAAGAGCUGGUGCUCGUCUUACCUGGCGCUCUGGCUAAUCACAUCCCGGCGCUGAUCCCUGGCAUACAAUAUUCUCUGGGCGACAAGAACUCGUCCUCGAACAUGAAGAUCGACACUCUGGCUUUCGUGCACACGCUACUGGUGACGCACCAGCCGGAAGCGUUCCACGUUCACAUGCCCGUUCUGGCGCCGCCGAUCAUAUUGGCUGUGGGGGAUCCAUUCUACAAAAUCGCCGCCGAGGCGUUGCUCGUGUUGCAGCAGCUCGUGCAAGUGAUCAGACCGCACGAUAAACCUUUCUAUCGCGGGUUCACUUCGCUGUCCAACGAGAUCUAUGACUGUACUUUAACGAGACUGAAAACGGCGGACAUCGAUCAGGAAGUAAAAGAGCGAGCCAUUUCCUGCAUGGGACAGAUCCUCGCACAUUUCGGUGACACGUUGUCGGACAAACUGCACGUGUGCCUGCCAAUCUUCCUGGACAGACUGCGUAACGAGAUUACGAGGCUCACCACAGUCAAGGCUCUAACUUACAUAGCCGCAUCGCCGCUGAGAGUCGAUCUCAAACCGAUCAUGGAAGAAGCAAUACCAAUCCUUGGAUCUUUCUUGAGGAAAAAUCAACGAGCUUUGAAACUUUCUUCUCUCCCUCUUCUGGAUACAUUGGUGUGCAAUUACAGCUCGGCUCUGCAUCCAGAUCUACUUGAUAAAGUUACUGCAGAAUUACCUGCACUAUUGAACGAGUCAGACCUCCACAUUGCGCAAUUAACUCUGAAUCUGCUCACUACUAUCGCGAAGCUACAUCCAGCUGCUCUAACCAGGGUCUCCGAACAUAUCCUGCCAGAAAUACUCGUUUUAGUAAAAUCGCCGCUCCUUCAAGGUAUGGCGUUAAAUUCAAUGCUGGAAUUCUUCCAAGCUUUGGUGCAAGCAAGUCUGCCUGGUCUCGGGUACAGGGAUCUCCUGGCGAUGCUGAUAGUACCUGUCACUCAGUCCGUACUUCACAAGCAGGCUUAUCACUCGCUCGCCAAGUGUGCAGCCGCACUGACAAUCACGUGGCAUGAGGAGGCGCAGUGUAUCGUGCAGCAAUUGCUGCAAGAUGUUCAGAAUCCAACGGAUAUUCAGAAUGUUGCGCAGCACAUAUUCGCACUGUUGGUCAUCGGCGAAAUAGGCAGACACGUGGACCUGAGUGGAAUUGAUUCACUGAAACACACGAUCCUGAAUUCAUUCUCGUCUCAUUCGGAGGAGGUCAAAUCCGCGGCUAGCUACACAUUGGGGAACAUCGCGAUUGGAAAUCUUCCGGAAUACCUGCCUUUCAUACUUCAGGAGAUCGAGGCGCAGCCCAAACGCCAAUAUCUACUUCUGCAUUCGUUGAAGGAAAUUAUUACGUCUCAGUCGGCCAGUCCAUCCGGCGUGUCGCACCUGCAAAGUUUCGUGCCUUCGAUCUGGAUACUUUUGUAUAGGCAUUGCGAGUGCACGGAGGAGGGUACUCGCAACGUUGUCGCCGAAUGUCUCGGCAAAUUGACGUUGAUCGAUCCCGCUACUCUUCUACCGCAACUGCAAGAAUCGCUCAAAUCACCGUCAGCACUUAUGAGAACAACGACUGUUACGGCGGUCAAAUUCACAAUUUCUGACCAGCCACAACCAAUUGACACUAUGUUGAAGCAAUGUAUGGGUAACUUCCUGGUCGCCUUAGAGGAUCCUGAUCUUAAUGUGCGAAGGGUAGCGCUGGUUGCAUUCAAUUCUGCGGCGCACAAUAAACCUAUGCUGAUAAGGGAUCUGCUGGACGUGGUGCUGCCGCAUCUUUACACAGAAACCAAGAUCAAGAAAGAGCUGAUCAGGGAAGUCGAGAUGGGUCCGUUCAAACACACCGUCGACGACGGAUUGGAUCUUCGAAAAGCAGCGUUCGAAUGCAUGUAUACCCUGCUCGAUUCCUGUCUCGACAGACUAGACGUCUUUGAGUUCCUCAAUCAUGUUGAGAAUGGUCUUAGGGAUCAUUACGACAUCAAGAUGCUAACUUAUCUUAUGACCGCACGACUCGCGCAAUUGUGCCCAACUGCAGUUUUGCAAAGGCUGGAGCGGUUAGUUGAACCUCUGAAGAGCACUUGCACGAUGAAAGUAAAGGCGAAUUCAGUGAAGCAGGAGUAUGAAAAGCAAGACGAGUUGAAACGCUCUGCGCUUAGAGCUGUUGCCGCUUUGUUAACUAUUCCAGAUGCAGAUAAAAAUCCAUCGCUGAGCGAAUUCGUCGUUCAAAUUAAGGGCAUGGCGGAGCUGCAGCCGCUGUUCGAGAUCAUCCAGAAGGACUGCACCGGUAGCAACAUGAACGAGACGAACGCGAUGGAUCAAAGCUAAAAGUGUAAUUGAUUUAAUCCUCUUUUUCUUUUUGUAUCUCGUAUAGAACAUCGUUGGCUAAGCGCAUUCGUGAUCACACAUACUCUAUCCAUAGUUUAUUUCUAUAUACAUUAUUUUUUCAUUACUAUAUUCUCGAUUUGAAUGUAGUUUCUAAUGAAUGUGAGUUACUAUAUGUAGCACGCUAUGUAUAAAUUUUAAAAUAAAAUCUGCCGGCAGUAA
Messenger RNA from Ooceraea biroi (clonal raider ant), 4412 nucleotides. RefSeq names its product Cullin-associated and neddylation-dissociated 1 (gene Cand1). The record is from RefSeq and is a predicted model, not a curated record. Gene Ontology annotation, biological process: SCF complex assembly. NCBI's taxonomy places the organism in Eukaryota, Metazoa, Arthropoda, Insecta, Hymenoptera, Formicidae.